AUGAGUAAGGAUCAAGAAAAUAUUAAGUAUUUGAUUCAAAGGCCAAAAACACCAGUGAUCAAACCUCCGAUGCACCGUUCAAUUUUCAACAAAGCGAUUAAAAGGGAUUACAGGUUAAACAGAAACUGUCAUCAAACAAUGGGUUAUGCUGAAGUCAAGUUUAAUCAUCCGUCAAAGUUUUUAAAAAAGCAUACCAGAAUAGUGAAAAGACCAUUUGUCGGUAACAUUAAAAAAUCUUAUUAUCUUGGUUCUUCAGGUGCUUUAAAACCGUUGCUACCCAAUCAAAAAUGUAGUCAACAAUGUAACCGUUCACUCAAGUUUAGAGGAAAAAUCAAUAAUAUCAAGAGAAAUUUCCUGCAAGAAAACAUUGUUGACGUGGUAAGAAAGGUGCCGCCAUUGCCAAAGCACCGGGUACAGGACAGUCGGAAUGGACACAUAAUGGUUUUAGAUGAGGCAGGCCUAGAGCCCACGUACGUAUCCAAGAAGAGUUUUGGCAAAACUCCUUCGUACAUUAAGAAAAUAAAUAAGAAAAAUGAAAUGGAAAAACUAGCAGAGGUUGAACGUGUACAGGCGAUAAAACCACCGUUGCGCUUUUUGCCCGAAGAAGAGCGUAAAGAGUUAUUAAAAGGAUUGAAGGCCAAUUGGGGUGAAUUGUAUACAGAAUUUUUAUUAUUACCCAUGGUCACCGACUCGGUGCCAAAAAUUAAUCGAAAAGCCCGGAUUGAGAAUCAACUAAAUAAUUUAGAAAAAGAUAUCAACUUAUUGGAAAGAUACCCGUCCUUAUACGUGUGUGAUCACUAA
Molecule: messenger RNA, 801 nt
Organism: Melanaphis sacchari
Lineage: Eukaryota; Metazoa; Arthropoda; Insecta; Hemiptera; Aphididae
Product: enkurin-like
Exons: 4
Coding region: 1-801 (266 amino acids)
Cellular component (GO): acrosomal vesicle
Molecular function (GO): calmodulin binding
Source: RefSeq, a predicted model, not a curated record